This is a messenger RNA of Hermetia illucens (black soldier fly), 705 nucleotides long. RefSeq lists its product as uncharacterized. The coding region runs from base 224 to 574 and encodes 116 amino acids. The record is from RefSeq and is a predicted model, not a curated record. The transcript has 3 exons. Lineage: Eukaryota; Metazoa; Arthropoda; Insecta; Diptera; Stratiomyidae.
AAUAGUCGUGAUUUUAUUUUCAGAUAUAAAUACAAUAUAAAACGUUGCUUCACUAGUUAUUUUACGCUACAAAAGGAAAAAAAAUUGCAGGGGUGAUAUGUUGUCUUCUGUGUAAAAGCACUUCCUCUAGUACAUCCCCUCCGGAAUCGAUUUUUCUGGAUGAGAAAUUCGCGUGUUUGCGAAAAUAUUACAAGUGGCUGGCUGUAGUUGAGAUUAUGGUUGAAUGACUUUGACAGACUUUAUGAUUGAAGAUACCAUGACUGUUCGAAUCUCACUGGAAGACGACGCUAAAACUGGGCGAACAGUUGUGGCAUUAUGGUACUUCCCUGAAACGACAUGCGAACCCCAACGGAAUAAGUCAUUCUGCGAGAGGAAGACACUACCAUUUCUACUUGACUGCGAUGACAACACUCACCAUAAGAUGAGGGGAAGCAGCACCAUCAAUCAAACAAAUCUGUUACAGAGGUCCUCGUGGUUCGGGAUGUGCACAGUAUUGAAAUCGCGCGGUAUUACGCAAGCUCGCAAGGGAAAGGUCAAAAGGGAGGCUUCAUCAUGCUAUCGAGAAGGAGUCUAGUCUUCGGAAAACUUCACGGCAACAUUUACAUCAUUUAAUGAGCAAGAAAUCUAACAAAGUUUGUUUGAUGAAUGCAGAUACAUUAUUAUAUGAGAAACACCUGCAUAAUUACUUAAUAAAUUUAAUCCAUG